Brenthis ino (lesser marbled fritillary) is the source of this 1113-nucleotide messenger RNA. Lineage: Eukaryota; Metazoa; Arthropoda; Insecta; Lepidoptera; Nymphalidae. The record is from the annotation of a GenBank genome assembly.
AUGCAUCCGUUGCGUGAACGCGCCUGCGACAAACUGCUCGAGCAUCCACUGUUGCGGACACCGCCUCCGGAGCCAGAACGACCUCGGCCGCCGCGUGUGCGCAAGCCAAGGGAAUUCAAACUUCCCCCUAGGUUUCCUUUACUCUCAAAAGAUUUCUAUGCUAUGUGGUGUAACCAUCAGAAGGAGCUGCAAAUGUCGAAACACAAAGUAGACGACCAUCCACCAGAACUUUUUCCUGAAUUAUAUUUAAAACCACGUCGGCUCGACUAUUACGCACGUCAACUUGAAGAAAAUAUGAAUGUAAAUAAGGAGUUACUGAAAAGGAUUAAUUUGAUACAGAGAACAGGCGGUUUCGUAGAUUGUUGGAUGUAUCCUGAGCCAACAGAUACGUACAAUAAAUUAUUGUGUAAACAGAGGCAAAGGGUGCUUGACGAAAUACAAAGACAAAAUCACUAUCUUUACUCUAGACUACUCAUAGCUAGAUCAGAACAACCUCUCACAAAAGAACUUGAACUGUUAUGGAAAGAUACAAAGCACAAACUAAUAUUGGGAGCUUCGGUCUCCAUGGAAAUAUGGGUAGUUGGUGGUUCUAAAAUAGGUAGAGUAACCGCCGAACUCUUUACCGACGUUGUACCGAAAACAUGCCAAUUGUUUCUUAGUCUCAUUAAAGGAGAUGUCAGAGGUCAUGCAUAUAUGGGCACUAGAGUCGUGCCUAAUUUAUAUUGCCGCGGAGGAGAUGUCACAAAAGACAAUGGCUUUGGCUCCUAUUUACCCGAAGGAGUUGCAGAACCAAUGGGAGCAGAAAAUUAUAGAUUGAAGCACACCGUACCUGGUGUUCUAUCGAUGGUUGUAACUUCAGAUAAUGAAGUUUAUGGUCAAUUCAACAUUAUAUUUAAACCACUCUCACAAUUUGAUGGCAAACAUGUCGUUUUUGGUAGAAUAAUCGCUGGUCCCACUCAAGCUCUUGAAAGAAUUAGUGCAUUAGGUUUGCCCUUAGGUACGACUACGUCAGAUAUUAUCAUUCGGUACUGCGGCUGGUUCACUCGUUCUGGUCAAUAUCGCGAAGGAAAUCCGAACACUAUCAAAUUUCCGCCUCGUAGAAAACUAAAGAAA